CCUGGUGAAGUUGGUUUUGUCACUAAUUAUUAAAAGCUGCACAAAUGGGAAUGGGAGGGAGGAGUUAUCCACAACAUGACUGAAGGUGGGGAUGAAGAGGUUCGUGGGGGCAGAUCUGUUCAGUUGCUAGUGUAUCUAAACACCCGCAAGAUAUUCCCUCCCAGGACUGAGAGUGGAAAUGGUACCAUGGACAGCGGCAGAGUCGCCAGCAGCGUUUUUCAACAGGAUUCUCUGAUCUUUGUGCCACUGGGAACUUAUGAGAAUACAGUCUGAAGCCCCACCUUAUGAAGUAAAACAGGUUUAUACCCAUCAAGGAAAAUGCCAGUGCUAAAGAAGUCCAACUUGGGAAAAACAGAAGGCAAAAGCUGUGAAGAUGCAGAGGUGCUGCCAAAGCUCCCUGUGCCUCCUCUUAAGCAAACUAUGGACAUGUAUCUCAGGUGCAUGAGACACUUGGUAACAGAGGAACAGUACAAGAAAAGUAAGGCCAUAGUAGAUAUAUUUAUGAUGCCAGGGGGCAUGGGUGAAACAUUACAGGAAAAACUGUUAGAGAGAAGAGAAAACAUGGAAAGCUGGGUACAUCAAUACUGGCUGGAUGAUAUGUAUUUGAACAAUCGUUUGCCUCUUCCAGUAAAUUCCAGUCCAGCCGUUAUAUUUGCUAGACAUAACUUUAAGGAUACCAAUGACCAGUUGAGGUUUACUGCCAACCUUAUCUCUGGAGUGCUGGAUUACAAAACCAUGCUGGAUUCGCAAGCCCUGCCUGUUGAUUAUGCUCGCGGUCAGCUAUCGGGACAACCUAUGUGUAUGAAACAGUACUAUGGUCUCUUCUCUUCAUACCGCCUUCCAGGAACCAUCAAAGAUACAUUAGUGGCACAGGAAAGCAGCAUCAUGCCUGAGCCUGAGCACAUUAUUGUUGCAUGUAAUAAUCAGUUCUUUGUUCUAGAUGUUGUAAUUAAUUUUCGUCGUCUUAGUGAGGGAGAUUUGUUCACCCAGCUGUGUAAAAUUGACAGAAUGGCAAAGAAUGAAGAAGAAAUGCUUCCUCCCAUCGGCAUAUUAACAUCAGAUGGACGAGCUGAGUGGGCCCGUGCACGAGAAAUUCUAAUGAAAGAUUCAACAAACCGCGAUUCUUUGGAUAUGAUUGAACGGUGCAUGUGCAUAGUGUGUUUGGAUGCUCCAACGAAGUUAGAUCUUGAUGAUACCAACAGGGCUUUGCAGUUACUUCAUGGAGGGGGCAUUGGUAGAAAUGGAGGCAACCGAUGGUACGAUAAGCCCAUGCAGUUUGUCGUGGGAAGUGAUGGGAUCUGUGGUACAAUUUGUGAGCAUUCUCCAUUUGAUGGAAUCGUCCUUGUACAAUGUACUGAGCACCUCCUUAAAUACAUGAAAAAUAGUCCCAAGAAAUUAGUGAGAGCAGAUUCAGUUAGUGAGUUACCAGCUCCAAGAAGACUUCGGUGGAAAUGUUCUCCAGAAAUUCAGGGGCACUUAGAAUCCUCAGCACACAAACUCCAAAGAGUUGUGAACAAUCUUGAUUUCACUGUUUAUAAGUUUAAGAAGUACGGAAAAGAGUUUAUCAAGAAACAAAGAAUGAGCCCUGAUGCUUUCAUUCAAGUAGCACUUCAACUUGCAUUUUACAGCUGUCACAGAAAACUUGUGCCAACCUAUGAGAGCGCAUCUAUUCGACGAUUUCAAAUGGGUCGUGUUGACAACAUAAGGUCAUCAACUGCAGAGGCGCUAGCAUUUGUAAAAGCAAUGGUUGAUGACAAAACAACAACGGAUAUAGAAAAGAUGGAGUACCUGAGAUCAGCAAUAAAGUCUCAGACAGAAUAUACAAUUCAAGCCAUUACUGGAAUGGCAAUAGACAACCAUUUACUCGCACUAAGGGAGUUAGCACAAGAGCAUUUCAAGGAACUGCCUGAGCUCUUUAGAGAUGAGAUGUACUUAACUAGCAAUCGAUUCGUCCUCUCUACCAGUCAAGUUCCAACAACAAUGGAAAUGUUCUGCUGCUAUGGUCCUGUUGUCCCAAAUGGGUAUGGAUGUUGUUAUAAUCCACAGCCGGAACACAUCCUCUUCUGUGUCUCAAGCUUUAAUGACUGCAAAGAUACAUCCUCAACAAAAUUUGCCACAGCUGUAGAAGAAAGUCUCCUUGCCAUAGGAGACUUAUGCUUCAAGGUUAACCAUGAGAUCCAAACACCAGUUAAGGAGAAAAAGGCACAAAAUGGGCACAAGCCUUAGCUGUUUUGUUUUGCUAUGCAAAAAUAUAGGCAAUAGAGUCAAAGUAUUUUCUUUAAUUAUUUUUUUGUGACAGUUAUUUUUACAUAUAUUCAGACUAAUGUGCAGAUGCCAGAUUUUAGGAAAACAAACCAAUCAGUAAUUAACAACCACCAGGACAAUUUGUUUAUUUUAUAUAAAGCAUAUACCAAAUUUUUAAUUUAAAAAAUCAGAUUAUUUAAGAAAAAAUUCAUAUUCAUGUUUGUGUGGCAUUGGAUUCUCCUGUAAUUUAAUAUAUGACUACAGAUAAUUAGACUAUCAUAGCAGAAGUAUGUGAUCUGCACCUGUGACCAGAAGAGGAAAGUGGUCAUAGGGUUGAUUUUAGAAAUAAAAAUAAUUUAAUUAUACAGUACAUGAUCUACAAGAGGAAAAAUUCCUUUACUAUUCUAAGGCAAGCAUAAUGUACUUUUCUAGGGCUAACAUAAUUUAUGUAGAAAACUAAAGCAAAGUCGCGUUAAAAUAAAUAAGCAACUAUAUUUUGUUGUGGUCUUUAAUAACAAAAAAUGUAUUUACACAAUGCAGUAAUAACAAAGUCCUACAUCUAAGGCUAAAGACACAAAAAGUGUUUUGUUACCAAAACAAAAUCACUUUUCAGGUAGGCUACAUAACACCCUGUGUGCGAUCACAAAAAAGUGCCAAUAAAAGAUGUUUAUGUAUACAGGAAAAAAUAAAUAGUAUAGUAAUAGCAUUUAAUUAAUAUUUAGCAUUUUUAAUACAACUAGUUCUUUAAUUCAGUAUUACUAAGAAAUGAAUGCUAAAAAAUCAUUACCAUUAAUUUCUUAUAUGCAGUGUAUACUAAAUAUACUGGGUAAUAUGGAUAGAAAAUGAAUGGCCGUGCUCGAAACCAAAGGUGCUGCAGACACUGUUUAUUAGAGGAUAUAGUACAGCAGAUAAUGAUUAAUACUACUACCCAUAUGUGUAUACAUACAUUUUACAGUCACCUUCUUAUGAUCAAAAAAGUAACACAGAAUUCCUCUUGGCUAAUACUCUCAUGAGACUAACAACAAUUAAUUAAAGGGGAACGCCACAAAAACAUAACUUGAGCUUUUUGAAAAGUAAACAUAAUUUCAAGCAACUUUGC
Xenopus laevis (African clawed frog) is the source of this 3343-nucleotide messenger RNA. RefSeq names its product choline O-acetyltransferase L homeolog (gene chat.L). Gene Ontology annotation, molecular function: choline O-acetyltransferase activity; acyltransferase activity. The record is from RefSeq and is a predicted model, not a curated record. Bases 319 to 2226 code for a protein of 635 amino acids. NCBI's taxonomy places the organism in Eukaryota, Metazoa, Chordata, Amphibia, Anura, Pipidae. Gene Ontology annotation, cellular component: neuron projection; synapse; cytoplasm. Gene Ontology annotation, biological process: neuromuscular synaptic transmission; acetylcholine biosynthetic process. The transcript is spliced from 15 exons.